Molecule: messenger RNA, 2685 nt
Organism: Didymosphaeria variabile
Lineage: Eukaryota; Fungi; Ascomycota; Dothideomycetes; Pleosporales; Didymosphaeriaceae
Gene: FZO1
Product: mitofusin
Exons: 2
Coding region: 1-2685 (894 amino acids)
Biological process (GO): mitochondrial fusion
Cellular component (GO): mitochondrial outer membrane
Molecular function (GO): GTP binding; GTPase activity
Source: RefSeq, a predicted model, not a curated record
AUGAAUUCUGAUAAGCAACCCGAAAACCCCUCCACCCCUGGGGAGUCGUCCUCAAGUGGUCGCGACAAUGGCCCACCUCCGGGGUAUAUGACGGUGGGGACUGGUUCGACACCCGAAGCGGCUGCGCGUCUGAUCUCAAUGCUAGAUCAAGACUCAGGCUAUGGUGGGAGCAUCACUGACGGAGAAGCUGGUCGCUGGCAUAAUAACAUUGGUGAAGACAGACCGGGCGCGCCACCGACGCCCGUCCUCCCUGGCAGCAGCACCGGAUCCGCUGAACAGGACAAGCAACGCAGCCAUGUUCUACAAUUACGCUACAACCAGAACAAGAACGCACUUGGCCGUGCUAUACAUGGGACCAUCGAUAUCCUGAAGGGCUUUCAAGAAGAAAACCUCAAAUGGCCGGCGCAUUACCCUACCAUACCUGCCGAGUCAAAACAGACCUCACACAUCCGCUCGCAAUCUAGACCUGGUCUAGCACACACCCAGUCUGCGAUGGGCGACUUCCAGCCACCCCGAUCUCCCGACCGACCGCGAGGUUUGCGCCGUGCAGGCACGUCGUUAGGGCCUGAUUUCGAGGCUGAGUCCAGUGCUGCAGCGGAGAAAGAACAGAAGCCAGAGCCUCGCCUCAUCACACCGCAACUCGCCCACGACUUUUCGGUGCUGAAGCUUGAGUUGCGCAUGGGUGGACGGACACAGACAGACCUAGUACACUCGUUAGAGAAAGGAUCCAUUGCUUCCCUGCUAGACGGGCAAAUUCAGCAGAGUGUUCGGCAUCUGUAUGCCAUCAAAGACAGAAUCGAGGACACGUCGAGCAAGGUCCUAGUCACCGGUGAUCUGAACGCGGGCAAAUCGACCUUUUGCAACGCCCUACUUCGGAGGAAGGUUUUGCCAGAGGACCAGCAGCCCUGCACGAGCAUUUUCUGCGAGGUCCUGGAUUUCCGGGAGAAUGGCGGUGUUGAAGAAGUCCACGCCGUGCCGCUUGGAUCCGUAUACAACCGUCACGAUGAAAGUACCUACACGGUGUUCGCCCUCAAAGAUCUCGAGAAGAUUGUCAUUGAUAACGAGCACUUCUCGCAGUGCAAGAUCUAUAUUCAAGACAUCCGCUCGGUCGACGAAUCGUUACUGAACAACGGUGUUGUCGACAUUGCACUCAUCGAUGCGCCCGGCCUCAAUGCGGACUCCGUGAAGACCACCGCGGUCUUUGCACGACAGGAAGAGAUUGAUGUAGUAGUAUUUGUUGUUUCAGCAGCGAACCAUUUCACCGAGUCGGCCAAGAACUUCAUCUUCACAGCCGCCCGCGAGAAGGCCUAUAUUUUCAUGGUGGUCAAUGGUUUUGACGUCAUUCGUGAUCAGCAGCGGUGCAAGGAGAUGAUCCUCAAGCAGGUUCAUGGCUUAAGUCCAGCAACAUUCAAGGAGUCAAGCGAAUUAGUCCAUUUCGUAUCCAGCAACGCUAUCCCGGUGAACAACUCUCCUGGCGAUGACGGUGACGAUGACCCUUCGGACAAAGGCAAAGGGAAAAACCCUGAGAAAGAAAGAGACUUUGGAGAUAUGGAGACUUCAUUACGGCGUUUUGUUCUCGAGAAGCGAGCUCGAUCGAAGUUGGCGCCUGCGAAGACAUAUCUAUUAAACGUCCUCGGCGAUGUUCACAACCUGGCUACUGUGAACCGCGAUGUUGCUCAGUCAGAAUUGGAGCGAGUAAAGAAAGAGUUGGAUGCUUUGGAGCCAGAGUUUGAGGAAUCAAAGAAGUCGCGAACAGAGGCUGGAGAGACCGUGGACCGACUUGUGGAAGAUACAACCUCAGAGGUUUACGGACAUACUCGAGACACGCUCCAAAACUGUAUAACCAAGGUGGGAGAACAAGAUCUAGGCAUCGAAUAUCCAGGUCUGCUGUCUGCCUAUCAGUACGCCGAAGACAUCAAAGACUCAAUGUUACAUGAGAUUACGGAAACUGUACGGUUGUGCGAGGAGAACGCGCGCACCCAGGCAGCGCAAGGAUACAAUGGCAUCAAGAAUCUCGGUAUAUUGCACCUUGGUAACAUGCACACCGACAUCAUGUUCCGUGCAGACAGGAUGUACAGGAGAUCCGCUCAUGCGCUUGCCCGCCAGGUUGACAUCGACAUUGAGCUAUGGGACUUCUUUGACGUCGCUAGUCUGUGGGAGCGUCAAGAGAAGGUCGCAGGGACGGGCAUGGCCGUCACCGUAGCGGGCGUAGUGGGCGGCCGUUUGGUGGGCGGCGUCGGUUGGCUAGAUGGUGCCCUGGGAGCGGCGAAGAUCGUUGGCUCGAACAACCUUCGGAGACUUAUCAUUCCUGGUCUCAUUGCAGGUGUCGCCAUCGGAGUCUCGUACAUUCUGGCAUCCGUUCCCAAAUCACUACCGCAUCGCCUCAGUGCGAAGCUUUCGACGCAACUAGCAGCCAUCGACUACACGCACUCCAAUGCUUUUCGAAUCAGCUCUGAGGUCCGCCGCGCGUUGAAGGGCCCCGCGAAGGAAGUCCAGAUUGGCCUCCAGCGCAACGUAGAAAAACUUCAACUCAAGAGGGAGGAAAACGAUAAGCUUAGAGCUGAAGCUUCGGAGGCUAAGAAAUAUUUCUCCAACUUGUUCCGCACGUCAAGCGAGCUGCGCCAGAAUGUGCAGCGAAUCGAUCUGGAAGCUGCACCGCCAGCUGCUGUCAGCGCUGGUUUGUAG